Danio aesculapii is the source of this 889-nucleotide messenger RNA. RefSeq names its product parvalbumin 7 (gene pvalb7). The transcript has 5 exons. Gene Ontology annotation, cellular component: cytoplasm; nucleus. Bases 119 to 448 code for a protein of 109 amino acids. Gene Ontology annotation, molecular function: calcium ion binding. The record is from RefSeq and is a predicted model, not a curated record. NCBI's taxonomy places the organism in Eukaryota, Metazoa, Chordata, Actinopteri, Cypriniformes, Danionidae.
UAGACAUAGAGUAAGCCAGAGUAUAUAAGACGCCUGGUAGAUCUCCAUCUCUCACCUCUGGCUCUUUCUCUCUCCAAGUCUCUCCUCCCGCCAGCUUUCCCUUCACACAGCUGUCAAGAUGGCCAUGAAAAACCUUUUGAAAGAUGACGAUAUCAAGAAAGCCCUUGACCAAUUCAAAGCUGCUGACAGUUUCGACCACAAGAAGUUCUUCGAUGUGGUGGGACUGAAGGCUCUGUCUGCCGACAACGUGAAGUUGGUCUUCAAAGCUCUGGAUGUGGACGCCAGCGGCUUCAUCGAGGAGGAAGAGCUCAAGUUUGUGCUGAAGGGCUUUUCUGCAGAUGGCAGAGAUCUUACCGAUAAGGAGACCAAAGCAUUCCUUGCUGCUGCUGAUAAGGACGGAGAUGGAAAAAUUGGCAUAGAUGAAUUUGAAGCUCUGGUGCACGAGUAAACCGUCAAUAUUUGGCAACCCUUUACACCACUACUCUCCUGUGAAUACCUACAGCCAAUCUUAGUGUACGUCUCUACACAUCCAGCCCAGGAGCAGAACCGCCUCAUGUUUAUUUAUUUACCUUUUUCUUUUUAUAUACAUAUCUAUAUUUAAAAAAUCUGUAUAUUUUAGUUAGCCAGCCACGUCUCAUGAAAACCUGGAGAUUUCUCUACUGCUUUGACCUUCCACCUCUACUUUUCUUGUUCAUUUUGGCAUCUUUCUCUUUCUGUUUAUGCUCCUUUCUUCUUCUCAUCUCGCUCCAUCUGUCAUCCCUUCCCUUUUUCCGCUCCUCUCUUGUGAUAGAGCCACCGAACACGAUGAAUACAUGAAGAGGAUGAGAUGAAAUGAGAGAUUCAAAUAUUUAAGAGAGAUACAAUAAAGCCAUGUGUUGAGGAAACAAAA